AUGGCAUCUUUACCUAAGAGGAUCAUCAGAGAAACAGAAAGACUAAUAACUGAUCCUGUACCUGGAAUAACUGCCACUCCCCAUGAAGACAAUCUGCGUUAUUUUGAUGUUACAUUAACUGGCCCAUCAGGCUCACCAUAUGAAGAUGGCGUCUUCAAACUUGAACUUUAUUUGCCCGAUGAUUAUCCAAUGACUGCGCCUAAGGUUAGGUUUUUAACUAGAAUUUACCAUCCAAACAUCGAUCGUUUAGGAAGAAUCUGUUUGGAUGUCUUGAAAAACAAUUGGAGUCCUGCUUUACAAAUCCGUACUAUUCUUUUGUCAAUCCAGGCGUUGUUGAGUUCACCUAAUCCAGAUGAUCCCUUAGCAAAUGAGGUUGCCGAGCAGUGGAAGGGAAAUUACGAGGAGGCAAUAAAAACAGCUAAAGAGUGGACAAAAACUUAUGCGAAACCAGAAUAA
Molecule: messenger RNA, 456 nt
Organism: Pichia kudriavzevii
Lineage: Eukaryota; Fungi; Ascomycota; Pichiomycetes; Pichiales; Pichiaceae
Exons: 2
Coding region: 1-456 (151 amino acids)
Biological process (GO): DNA damage tolerance; protein K63-linked ubiquitination
Cellular component (GO): nucleus
Molecular function (GO): ubiquitin conjugating enzyme activity
Source: RefSeq, a predicted model, not a curated record